Messenger RNA from Anoplopoma fimbria (sablefish), 1648 nucleotides. It is a transcript of the gene dctn5, whose product is annotated as dynactin 5. The transcript has 6 exons. The record is from RefSeq and is a predicted model, not a curated record. Bases 176 to 724 code for a protein of 182 amino acids. NCBI's taxonomy places the organism in Eukaryota, Metazoa, Chordata, Actinopteri, Perciformes, Anoplopomatidae.
AUAACGAGCUCCAUCGAUGAUGCUGCGCUCGACUCAUCUGGUCUGAAUUGACAUUCAUAGAACGAGACGAAGAAGAAGAAGCAGAGCACAGAGCUAAACACAUAGAGGGGCUUUAUUACUGGAUUACCACAAACUGUAUUGAAUAUUUAAGUAUAUAUUAUAAUUAAUCCCAGCCAUGGAGUUGUCUGAAAUACUGUACAACAAAGCAGAGUACAUUGAAACGGCUUCUGGCAACAAAGUGAGCAGACAGUCAGUGCUGUGUGGGAGUCAGAACAUUGUGCUCAAUGGCAAAACUAUUGUGAUGAAUGACUGCAUCAUCAGAGGAGACCUGGCUAACGUCAGGGUGGGCAGACACUGUGUGGUGAAGAGCCGGAGUGUCAUUCGACCACCAUUCAAGAAGUUCAGCAAAGGGGUGGCGUUCUUCCCGCUGCACAUCGGAGACCACGUCUUCAUCGAGGAGGACUGUGUGGUCAACGCAGCACAGAUAGGUUCCUACGUCCACAUUGGCAAGAACUGUGUCAUAGGUCGCCGCUGUGUGCUGAAGGACUGCUGCAAGAUCUUAGACAACACCGUGCUCCCUCCUGAGACCGUGGUGCCGCCUUUCACCGUCUUCUCUGGAUGCCCAGGUCUAUUUUCUGCAGAGCUCCCAGAAUGCACGCAGGACCUCAUGAUUGAUGUAACCAAGAGUUAUUACCAGAAGUUCCUGCCUCUCAGCCAGAUCUGAGACCUGUUCUCAAAACCAUCAGAAGGACCCAAACCCUUUCCAGCCAGUAACAGGUCAGGGUCGGGGUCUCUCACAAGAAAUGGACUCUGAGAGCUCACCUUCUGUCCUUCACCUCACAAAGGCCCUGAGUUUCUCUGCCCAAGGACAAAUAUUUUGUCCUUUUAAGAACAUUUACAUGAUUUUACAGUAAUUUAUAGCUGCAGAAGGCAACUGUGUAUGUUGUCUGCAGCUCCAAAUUGCAGCGAGAGUCUUGAAAAGUCUUUAAUAAACUGCACACGGCUCACUCACGUUAACCAUCGAGAAGCUCAAAGACCUCGGUGUGGCUGAUGAUAAACACAAACUCCGCUCUCUGGCAGCGGCUGUAGCUGAAGGUGAGAAAGGGGAGGAGCUUUGUUAGGAAGGAGGCGAAGGGUGCAGGUGUAUGAACACAGCUUGUAAUAUACUGUACGAAACCCGUGGACCAAAACAAUAGAAACAACAGUUAUGAUUGAGGACGUUGGCUGUACAUGUGCGUCAUUUGUGUCCACAUUUCAUUAAGGAAACAGAGCAGUACAGUUAAAUCAGCAAUUAGUGAAAUGUUUCCUGUUUUACUCUGUAAUUUUAUUUCUAAUAUUGAAGAACUUGUUUUCUUUCUCCUUAACUAGCUAAUUGAAGUUAUCAUAGAACUUAUUUAAUACUAAUAAUAAUACUAAUAAUAUUUAGAUUUCUUUAUGUUUCAAUUGAUCAACUGCGAUGUUAGUUUGAUUAUGCUGGUGUGCAGGACCGCCCCGUUUUGCCUUUUUGUCAUUUUCUAUGAGCAUACAAUGCCCAAAUCCAACACCUAAAACAGUGCAGCAAUUAAAUAAAUAUAAAUGCUUGAAAAAACGACUUAUGUGGACUCGAUUCUGUCAUCGCUUAUUCUUUUAAAGUGCUAGUUGUUUUGUU